Linepithema humile (Argentine ant) is the source of this 4003-nucleotide messenger RNA. RefSeq lists its product as uncharacterized. Gene Ontology annotation, biological process: protein processing. The record is from RefSeq and is a predicted model, not a curated record. Gene Ontology annotation, cellular component: plasma membrane. Gene Ontology annotation, molecular function: metalloendopeptidase activity. Lineage: Eukaryota; Metazoa; Arthropoda; Insecta; Hymenoptera; Formicidae.
UAAGUCAUAAGCAAGAAAGAAAUCAUGAGCACGUAAUACAGUCCGUUGCACGUAUUUCAUGAUAUAAGAUCUGUUUUGUAUUUUGUGUUCAUUUCUACGUGAUUCAAUUGAAAAGGUGUAAAUUGACGUAGGUCAAUUAAUUAAGAAACCAUGCCCUUUCGCCAAACGUACCAAAUCUAUCGCGAGCGUAAGGCCGCUCAACGAGAACAAUCGUUCAGAUGCUGCCUCAUCAUUCUGAUCGUUUUCAUUUUCCUAAGUCUCAUCCUCCUCCUCGCACGCAUACCUUGGGGAACGCAAGGAAAAAACAAGGAGCUGUCUACUGUCGCUGACACGACACAGACAAUUUUGAGAACUGAAUCUUCUGCAGAAAUUACGACAACUCCAAAUACACCAACUGCAUCCGAUACAAAAAGUGAAACUCCAUCAACGAGUCAGACAACUUUGAAAACUAAAUCUACUGCAGGAAUUACGACAACUCCAUUUACGAAUCAGACGACUCCGAAUACACCAACUGCAUCCGAUACAAAAAGUGAAACUCCAUCAACGAGUCAGACAACUUUGAGAACUGAAUCUACUGCAGGAAUUACGACAACUCCACUUACGAAUCAGACAACUUCGAAUACACCAACUGCAUCGGAUACAAAAAGUGAAACUCCAUCAACGAAUCAGACAACUUUGAGAACUGAAUCUACUGCAGGAAUUACGACAACUCUACCACCGAGUCAGGCUAAAUAUUCUAAACAGCAUGAAAACCGCACAGAAGAGAUAACAAAUUUAUCAACGAAUAAGACAACGAAUGAGACAAUUCUGUAUUCACCGCAAAACAGAACUGCAUCCACUGUAGAAAGUGCAUCAAUGAACAAAAUCAAUGAAAGCUCAUCAAAAACACCAAUUAACGAAUCUCAUUCUGUCGAGGAAAUUCAUUUUAAUUCAACUGAACGCGAAGAAGAUGCUGAGACCACAACAACAAAGACAACUGAACAAACUUCGAAAAAAAACGUUGAGUCGACUAUGCAGAGUAGCGUAACUGAUAUCAAUGAUAAUAGAAAUUCUACUGACAUAAAUGAAACAUCGCAAACUACUUUAGCAAGUGAUGCAAUAACUCGUGAGAAUGCAACAAGGGACAGUUAUUCUCAACACAAUUAUACUCCGUUUUCGGAUGAGAAGUUUUCAACCAUGAACGAAACUAACGAAAAAUACACUACUAACGUAAUUACCAGCACAACGGAGACUUCGACUUCUUUCAAUAAGUUAACAACCACGAUAGCUCCAAUAAGCUACGAAAGGAAUUUCUCGUCUACGGCGACUACUGACAAAAAUACAAAUAACAUCUGCAAUACGAGCUACUGUAAGCAGAUAGCCAGCAAGAUGAUAUCCUACAUGAAUGACUCGGCUGAUCCUUGCAACGAUUUCUAUGAAUAUGCUUGCGGCGGUUUCGAGACGAAUCCGCUGCUGAUUGACGUGGAUCAGGCUCGGAGAAUCAGUAAUUACGAGCGAAUCGAGAAACAGAUGAUAAAGGAAAAUUUGACUUUCGCGAUAUACUACAAGAGUUGCGUGAAAUAUGAAAGAACCGUGAGUCUCAGCGAAAGGAUCAAAAUGGCAAGAGAUGCGUUGGAAAGAGUAGGAAAAUUUUAUAUCAAUGACACGUGUUCUGCUGAUAGUGCAAAUUUCACCGACUUGUUCGUCAAAUUAAUUCAACAUCACAGCGCUUUCCUAUUCGACGUCGUACCGGAAGUGGACGAGUAUCAUCCGAAUAGUUUUACGCUGAAGAUUGGUCCCACGAGCUACGAGAGUCCCUUCAAAACAGAAUAUGAGGAAGAUUCAUGCUUUGAAAACGAUUUUAAGAUUUUUGUGGAUUUCGAAGCUUUGUAUCGUAGAUACAAGACGUGUAAGAAGCAAGACGAGAAAGAUGAGAUUAGAAAAUCCGUUUCAGAUGCGUUGGUAAUACUUAAAGUUUUUGAGAAUUUGAAUGACACCAAUCUAGAAUUGGAGCGUAUAAAUAAGACCAUUAACGUAAUCGACUCUGUUAUAAUGCAAGGAUACUUUUCGCACUUCCCGAGCAAGAGCGACGCCCGGAAAGCAUAUUUGGAGAACAAUUAUACAAGUAUUAGUUUAAAAAAGUUGCACGAAAAGGAUAAUAGCGCGUUUAUAAAUUGGACACUCUUAAUUGAGUCACUCACCAAUACAGAUAAGAUAAUCAAUAAGGAUAUUCAAGUUUAUUUUCUCGACUCAAUGGUCAAAGGUUUGCAGAAAUUGAAGGAAUCCGCCGAAAGGAAUUGUACGAACCUUCACAACGCGAUAAUGGCGUUAUACGCGCGCAAACUUUAUCAGGAAUUAGUUAUGCCGAGACAAAAUGCAAAGGCUCAUUGCCUGCGAGUGGCUACUUAUCUCCUGCGACCCGAAGCGACUAAUUUAUAUUUAUCAUCCUUUGCCGAUCACGAAAUAGAGCGGAUGAAUAAUAGAACGACAUAUAUGUUCAACGAGUUAAAACAAACUCUAAAGAAGAAAAUAAAUGUGACACUGCCCGAAGGAAAUGGAAAGAAAGCAUCGGACAAAACCGACAGUCUUGAGCUCGCAUUGCCUCCUGUUUCUUAUUUCAAGAAUAAAGAAUUACUAUAUAGCGAUUAUAAUAUGGCGCAAUUUCAGAAUUUAUCCAAAAAUUACUUCGAUAACUCAAUAAAUUUAAUGAAAAGAUACAGAACCUUGAUGUACACCGAAAUAAGAAGAGAAUUUAAGAUAUCAGAGCAAAUUUGGACGUAUUACGCAACGCCGUUCCAGUCGCAAAUCAAAACGAUCUACGGCUUAAAUCAGAUCGUGAUCCCUUACGGUAUCAUUGAUUGGACCGCAAUAAAUAACGAAGACUCUCUCAAUUAUAUUUCGUUGGCGACGCUCGGAAAUACAAUUGCUCUUCAGAUUGCCAAUCAUUUCGAUGAGCCAGGUUCAUACUACUGGAACCAAACCAGGAAUCCAAAAUCUUUGUUCGAUGACCUCAACACCAACAAAACCUUCCGAAACUGUACUUCCGAUCAAAAAGAAAACUUUUUUAACGGUUUUAUGAAUUUUAUACUGCCUUCCACCAACCAAAACGUGUCACUUACGAUCCCGCAGUUGGCCGUGAACAAACAGUCGUCUCAAAAGACAGGACUCAAAUUAACCUACGAUACUUUGGAUCGUAUGAGAUCGAAAGUGCAGGAAGAGGAUCUCCCAUGGAUGAACUUCCACAUCGACAAAUUAUUCUAUCUCGCCUACGCUCAGACAUAUUGCACGAGGACGCCACUAACAUCGUCGUAUGUCGACCUGCACGAGAGUGAGGAUCUGCCAAGUCGCAUUCUCAUCUUCAUCACGAUGUUCAAAAACACGCUCGUCGACAGCGCGUGGGACUGCCAGAAGGACCAGUACGACCCCAAAAAUACCUGCAGUGUAUACCCCGACAUAUAACGUCAAAGAGUCCGCAACUCCAAAGCCCGAGUGAGGACCGUUCGCGAAAAAUGCUGAACGGGCAUCCGCGGACGUUGCGAUCUAGCCGGGCAACUCGCUCAAGAUCGAGCGAGAAUGCAAGCUGUCAGAAAGCCGAUUGCGCGACGAGUACAGAAACGAAAUUCACUCUACUUCGCCAAUAAUCUUCUGCAAUAUAUGAAUCAAAAAGACGAAUCGUUUCGGAUAUGUUUGUUCUGUUUGUAUCGUUUCGCGCUUUCACUCUUGAAUGACGCGAUAAAAUCGCGUUUUUUUCUUUUUACAUUUACUUGAAAAAAAAAAGUCGAAGAACGUGUGUUUCGUUUCUGUAAUCUUUGGUUUGUACAGAGAAUAUUAUUCAUGUGCAAUAAAUAUAUCUAAUGUGUCUUAGUUUUAAAAAUAACGUUCCAAUGAACACGUUCGCAAACGCACGUAGUUUGCAAGGUAACGUUACAGCUAACGUUAAGAGGAAACAAAUAGGCGAACAAUGGAACAAUGUUUACGGACACUAUGCUUAUGAAUAUAAAUCAAUAAACGAUUUUCAUGCGAG